AUGGCCGGCACUUUCCCAGAGCGCGCAUUUCGGGUGCUGGGCAACUCUUGGCACCGCCUACCAUCAUCCUACCGGACGCCAGUCAUCAUCACAUCUUGCGCUGCCCUCCUCAUCACACCAUUCGCCUGGAAGAAGCUCACCUAUACUCCAGAGCUGCUCCCUCCGGCCCCCAAAGACUACCAAUACCGCCUUCACCUCGUCGCCAAGGAAGGCUCGGCCGCGCUCACCCUCCCUGACGGCAGGAAGAUCGGUUACGCACAGUACGGGCACCCGAACGGCAAGCCGAUCAUCUCCCUGCACGGCAUCCUCGGCUCGAGACUGGAGAGCGCCCUCCUCGAUGCCGAUGCCAAGGAACUCGGAGCAAGGAUCAUCGCCAUCGAGCGCCCAGGUAUAGGCUUGAGCUCUCCAGAUCCGAGACCACUCAAGGAGAGGAAAGUGCUUGAUCACGCCAAGGAUGUAGAAGCACUCGCUAAGCACCUCCAGCUUCAAGAGUAUGCCGUCCUCGGAACGUCCGGGGGAGGCCCCUAUGCCCUAGCCUGUGCCCACUCCCUGCCGUCAUCCGCCCCGAAGCCGAGCCUCCGCGCCGUUGCGAUCGUGACGGGGCUGGGCCUCCCGGACAUGAGCCAAUCCUGGCCUGCACCCGUGGUGUUUUUGAACAAGCACCUGGAUCUCCGCUGGGCGAUGAGGUGGAUCUUCGCCCGGUCUCCCGCCUGGCAGCCGCAUCUUUCGGACGACGAGAAAAUGGAAGCCCUGCGACAGAGUUUCGACCUCAAGAAAUCCCACCCGGCGGACGUUUGGACGGCGAGGCGCGACGACUACCCUGAUAUGGUGCGACUCUUCCUCUGCUCCGCACAGGAGGCUGUGGCCCAGGGCUGGGACGGUUUCCUAGACGAGAGCAGGGUUCUUUCCAAGGAGCCGGGGUUCCGCGUAGAGGAUAUCCGUGCUGACCUGCCGAUACAACUGUGGUGCGGGACGGACGACACUAAUGUCUCGCCCAAGGCGGGUGAGGAGACCGCGCAGCGGCUUAAGGCUGGUGGCAAUACGAAGGUGGAGCUUCAUAUGAAGGAGGGCGAGACGCACGGGAGUACGCAGGUUAAGUAUCGGCGGAGUGUAUUGCAGGAUUUACUGAGGGCUAUGGAUUCCUAG
This is a messenger RNA of Diaporthe citri, 1146 nucleotides long. RefSeq lists its product as uncharacterized. NCBI's taxonomy places the organism in Eukaryota, Fungi, Ascomycota, Sordariomycetes, Diaporthales, Diaporthaceae. The record is from RefSeq and is a predicted model, not a curated record. The coding region runs from base 1 to 1146 and encodes 381 amino acids. The transcript has a single exon.